Molecule: messenger RNA, 3450 nt
Organism: Didymodactylos carnosus
Lineage: Eukaryota; Metazoa; Rotifera; Eurotatoria; Philodinida; Philodinidae
Source: the annotation of a GenBank genome assembly
AUGGCAAUGAAGCAUUAUCCCUAUUUUAAACAGACAAUAUUUGAUGAAUAUUUUGGAGAUAAUGAUGUAUUUGACGAUUUUAUCAUCAAAGAAGAACCGGAAGAUAGUUCAACUCGUUCCCGAUAUAUAUCCGAAGAAACGAAUCAGACAACGGAGGAAGAAAAUCUUGAAACAUUACCAACAACAGCAACAACAACAACAAAUAAGAUAAAAAAGAAAAUUAAAAAAAUACAUUUAAAAUCAAAAGAAGAACGACAAUAUUUUUCCUCACCAAAUUCAUGUCCUGGCUCACCGAUAUUGCCGAAUACAGCGUCAAAUGCAAAUUCUCUAUUACCACCUGGCGGUCAUCUACCUAAAAGACGAACACUGUCUGGACAUCGAGCAAGUUAUAAACGAGCACAUACUGGUCGACAGUCUGUUGAUCAUACGCCAAAUGAAUUAUUCAUUGAAUUACAAGAAUUACGACUGGAUGAAAAGAAUGAAUAUCAUUGGCAUGAAUGUGCAAGGUGGAUUCGAUACGAAGAAGAAUACGAUAAAGAAUUGGAAAAAUGGCAAGCACCACGCGUCGGAUGUCUCUCAUUCCAUAGUUUACUUGAAUUAAGACGGGGUCUCCAGUAUGACCUUGAAGAACAAAAAAUUGAAUGUAUUUAUAAUUCGAUAAUCAAUGAUGCUAUUGCCAACGGACAAUUGAACAAAGAUGUUAAAGAUGAAUUACAUAAAAUAUUGAUAGUGGAUCAUAAACAUCCAGAAUCUUUUUCAUUUUCGGCAUUUCGUCGACGAUCAUCAACAAUUGAUUUUCCCCAACUAUCAGGACGGCGGUCUAGUUUAGCGUUCAGAAAGAACGAUAUCAUCCAUCUCGAUACUCCACGUCGAAUGAGUUCAUCUGAAGUAAAAUCAAAUGGUGAAUUGAAUAAAAACUUUAAGAGUUUAUUAGUAAAAUAUGAUAAUAUCGACGAAUCAGUUGUAACGAAUGUUCAUACAAAAACCGAUGAAUUAGAUGAAAAACAACUUCAUCGCAAGGGUGAAAAGAUUACUCAAGAACAACAGCUAUCACCGCCUGCAUCAACUCAACAACAUCGAGCAUCACAAGCUCACAUGGGAAGAUUCGAUCGAAAAAAUAGAGAUCAAGCAGCCUAUAAAUCUGAUCUUAUGAGACGAAUACCAGAUAAUGCUGAAUGUGCCGAAGUAUUAAUUGGAAGUAUGAGGAAUUUGACAAGACCAAUCAUGGCUUUUGUUAGACUAUCCAAAGGAUUUGUGAUGGAAGGAGUUACCGAAGUACAACUACCAUUAAAAUUUCUGUUUCUCUUAAUUGGCCCCAUUGAUGAAUAUAUUGAAAUUGGACGAUCACUUAGUACAUUGUUUAGUAACAGGGAAUUCCGAGAUGUAGCAUAUCAAGCUAUGGAUAGACGAGAUCUUUUAAAUGGAAUUAAUGAUUUUUUAUCUGAUUCAAUUGUACUGCCGCCAGGUAAUUUUGACAAAGAAUUACUGCUGCCUGUUAUUGAAACGGCUAGAUUAAAGAAAAUUCAAGUGAAAAAAUGUUAUGCUCGAAAUCAAAUCCAAAAUGCCGCUGAUAAACAACUUGAACAUCCUCACCCGUCUAUUGAUAAAGAGAAACAAGAUGAGGAUCCAUUUAUUCGAAGUGGCUACAUAUUUGGUGGUGUAUGGCGAGAAAUGCGUCGACGAUAUCGAAAUUAUAAAUCGGAUAUAGUCGAUGCAUUGGGAUUACAUUGUAUAAUUAGUUUAGUGUUCAUGUUCAUCGCUUGUUUAGCGCCGGCGCUGACAUUUGGAGGAAUUAUAGCUGAUAAAACAAAUAACAAAUUGGGUGUGAGCGAAAUGUUAUUGGCAUCGUCUUUAAAUGGUUUAUUAUUUGGACUGCUAAGUGGUCAACCGUUACUGAUUCUAGGACCAACUGGACCAUUUUUAGUUUUCGAAGAAAUGGUCUACGAUCUUUGUAAAUCAUUAAAUUGUGAUUUUUGGACUGUUCGCUGUUGUGUAAGUCUUUGGACAACAUUUUUUAUUAUUAUACUUGUGGCAUUUGAAGGAAGUUUUAUGAUUCGAUAUGUUUCACGUUUUACAGAAGAAAUAUUUGCUUUUAUAAUUGCUGUUGUUUAUCUGUACGAACCAGUUAAAAAAUUACACAAAAUUUUUAAAGCGAAUCCAGUAUUAGGAAAAUACAAUGAUUAUCCACUAUAUUGUUCAUGUAAUAAAUCGUCGUUAUUAUUCAAUGAAACAACUUUGACGCUGGACGUUCUCUCUUCUUCAUUAGGUCAAUUAUCCACCACUACAUCAUCAUCAUCAUUUUUGACUAGUAAUACGACAAUUUUAUAUAAUUCGUUAAAAUAUGCAUGUAAUGAUUGUUUAUCGAAUAAAUCGUUAACAUAUUUAUCGAAAUUAAAUGGUACAAAUUUCUAUGAUAUACCACAACAGCCAAAUAAAGCAUUAUUAUCUCUCAUUAUUUUACUUGGAACAUGUUUUAUCGCUCUGGCACUUAAGAGAUUUCGUCGAAGUAAAUUUUUCGGAAGGACGUCAAGGCGUACUUUAAGCGAUUUCGGUAUGUCAAUUGCGCUUGUAUGUAUGGUGCUUGUUGAUCAUUUAAUAACUAAAAGUGCUGGUGGCUAUAGUUUAACACAAAAAAUAUCUGUUCCUGAUUCUAUUCGCCCAAGCGAUAAAGAACGUGGUAAUAGUUGGCUAAUUAGUCCAUUUCGAAAAUUGUUACCAUUUUGGGUCUAUUUUGCGUCAUCAUUCCCGGCCGUUCUUAUUUGUGUUGUGUUAUUUUUUGAAGUUGAAUUAACUAGCAUAAUGAUACAAUCGAAGUUAAAAUAUGCCUAUUCAACGAAAUUGAUAAAAGGAACUGGAUAUCAUUUGGAUAUUUUAAUUGCAGGACUAUUAGUAUCGAUUAACGGUUUAUUAGGAUUACCAUGGAUAUGUGCUGCUCCCGUUCGAAGUAUUGCUCAUAUUGCUAGUCUUUCAAAAUUUAGCAAAACACAUGCUCCUGGUGAAAAAGCGCGUCUGAUUGAUAUUACAGAUCAACGACUGACAAAUAUUGGUGUACACUUACUUAUUGGUGCUACCAUCUUUGCUGCUCCUAUUAUAAGAAAAAUACCUGUUGCAGCUUUAUUUGGCAUAUUUCUCUAUUUUGGAAUUGUAUCCAUAUCUGGUACUCAAUUAUUCAGUCGAUUAAAAAUGAUGUUCAUUCCAACUAAAUAUUAUCCAAAUGUGGGAUACUUAAGACGAAUUCGUCAAUUAAAGCGAAAUGUAUAUACAUUUAUUCAGUUGAUUGCCGCUUUUCUAUUAAUUGGUAUUAAGAUUACCGAAUUUGCAUUUUUAUUUCCCUUUGUACUUGUUUUACUUGUACCAUGUCGUAGAUGGUGUUUAACAUGGAUAUUUACUGAACGUGAAUUAAAUGAGGCACGAAAUUUUGAAUUUUUGAAUUUAAUAGAAAACAAAUAA